AUGGCAAUCAAAACUUUAAAAACGAACUUACAAUCCUAUGGACAAACACUAAAAAUGUGUAAGUUACUUCUCAAAGCUGAUAGUUAUUUUAAUGGUAAAGAUGUCAAUACCCAGAAAAUUAACAAAGAAAUAUCCAUCAAAAGUUAUUGCUAUAAUGAUGAUUGUAAAACAAAUGGAGAACGUAUUAAUGCUUUGACCGUAUAUAUAUAUAUGGAAUUCAAAAAAUCAAUAAGAAAAACUGAUUAUAAUACGUAUGAUGAAUGCUUAUUGAUGUGGCUAAGUGAAAAAUUAUUUAGGAUACACGACAAAAGCAAAAACAAAAAGGAUAAAACACGUUAUAUUGAUACUAUUACUUUAAAAGAUGCUUAUGAGAAAUAUUUAAAGAAUCAUAAAGUAAAACAGGAUUAUUGGGAACUUUUUGAUAGUAUAAAGGGUUUGAAAGAAGCUUAUCUUAGGUAUAUGUCCGAAUUUUAUUUAUUACUUAAUAGAAUAUGUAAAACAGUUGUAGAUUAUAAAGAUAACGGUGCUGAAAGUAAUAAUCUUUCUAAAUAUUCUGAAAAUUGCCUUACUCAAUAUAGAAGCCUUUAUUUAAGCAUUUCUGAAUGCAAACCAUAUCUUCAUUUAUUGAAUAAAUUAAAAGGUAUAUAUGAUGAUUUUAGAGUUUCUGCUAUUAAGAAAACUGAUCCAAACAAUAAUUUAGAAACUAAUCUUAAAAAACUUACAAAACCAGAUGGAGAAGAGAUGAACGCGGUGAGAAAUUUUAUAUCAUAUAAAAUCCCUAAAAAAAAAUGUUAUUCCCAAAAAAAAAAACCUACAACCCCAAAAGAUUCAAAACCUAAUCCAGGACCAACACCACAAUCAUCAGAGUCACAACAAACACAAACACCAACACCAUUACCAGGGACAGGCCCACCGCAGGCGCAAAAACGAGAUUCAUCUUCACUACACGAAUCUAAAAAAUCAGAAAAAAAUAAUCAAAGUGAACUAAAGGAUCCAGACAAAGUACCAGAAAAUCCAAAUGGUGGGACAGGAGAUACAGGCGAUGGGGCAUUAAAUACAGGUGGUGGGAAAAAUGAUAAAGAAGGAUCAGGAGGUUCAGAUAAUGGGCAAGGUGCCAAAGAUAGUGAACCAGGGGGUUCAGGUAGUGGAUCAGGUGGUGAUCAAGGAGGUACUGGGGGUGGUCAAAAAAGUCCAUAUGGAACAGGAGAUCCAGGUAGUGUAUCAGAUGGUGGGCAAGAUAGUGACACAGGUAAUCAAGGAGCUUCAAACCAUCAAGAAGGAGAUACAGGUGGCGAUAAAGGAAAUCAAGAUGGAUCAGGCGGCACAGGGGGGGGAGUACCCACACCUAAUGAACCAUCAUCAUCCCUCCCAAAAGAUUUACCUCAAAGUCCGCCAGGAACGCCACACACUCCUAAGGAGCAAACUGACGAACCCCAAUCGCCUCAGGGCCCAUCUGGAAAACAAAAUUCUGAUCAAAAUCAUCAAGAAGGAUCUAAAAUAUCAGUGAUAAAUCCAGUGGUUAAAUCAGAAAAUCCAGGAACCGAAUUAAAAGGAAAUGAAAUAACAGGAAUAGAUGAUGGAUAUGCAUUAAAAAAAUACAAAAAAAUUGGAAUUUCAAUUAUAGUUAUUCUAAUACCCAUUACUUUAACUAUUCUGUACAAGUAUUUGUCAUCUGGAUGGAGAAAAGGAUUGACGAGAAAAAAAAAUAUGAAAAAGGUUAUAAAUUCAAUUGGAGGAAAAAAACAAAUACAAAUAAUUAUAAAAUCAUCUAAUCAAAAAAAGAAUACUAAAAAAUCUAUAAAUUCCGUUUAUAAGGAAAAAUCUCCAUCAUUAAAUGUAUACAAGAUUAUACAGGCCGAUCCUAUGCCAUUUAUUAAUUUAUUUUUUUUGUUGAUUUUUUUUGUCUAUAAAAGAAAAUCUGAUUUUUUGGAAUUAUAA
Molecule: messenger RNA, 1938 nt
Organism: Plasmodium vinckei vinckei
Lineage: Eukaryota; Apicomplexa; Aconoidasida; Haemosporida; Plasmodiidae
Product: CIR protein PIR protein
Exons: 3
Coding region: 1-1938 (645 amino acids)
Source: RefSeq, a predicted model, not a curated record